Molecule: messenger RNA, 1068 nt
Organism: Budorcas taxicolor (takin)
Lineage: Eukaryota; Metazoa; Chordata; Mammalia; Artiodactyla; Bovidae
Gene: ASPRV1
Product: aspartic peptidase retroviral like 1
Biological process (GO): proteolysis
Cellular component (GO): membrane
Molecular function (GO): aspartic-type endopeptidase activity
Source: RefSeq, a predicted model, not a curated record
AUGCUGGAGGGAGGGGGAGUGGGAGGAGCAGGGGCGGAGCUCCCAGAACAAAGGCGAAUGGGGAGCCCUGGGGGCCCAGGCUGGGUAUCAAAAAGGCUCUGCAGAGUGAGCAGGCCACAGCUCUGCACCCAGCAGCAGUCAGACAGCCUUCGCCUGGUCCCUCCAGCUUGCCAACAGCGGGCACCCAGCAACAGUCUGCUUAGAGAAGCCUUGCUCUCCAGCGUGAUUGCGCUGACACUGCUCUGUGGCUUUCUCUACCUGCUGUGGGUUGUUGCUGCCAUUCCAGAAGGGAGCAGAGGGAUGGCCGGGAGCGGAGUCAGGAGCCGGGAGCGUGCCUUCGUCCCAGAGCCUUUCGAUGGAGCCAGUGUGGCCCCACACCUCUGGCUGCAUCGCUUUGAGGUCAUCAACCACCUCAACCACUGGGACCACAUCACCAAGCUGAGGUUCCUGAAAGAGUCCCUCAGGGGAGACGCCCUGGGGGCCUUCAAUGGUCUCAGUCCCGAGGACCAGGAAAACUACGGGGCUGUGAAAGAGACCCUCCUGAAGACCUUCGGGGGGCCUGAGGCUGCCCACAGCCACCUGCCCAAGGAGAUCGUGUUUGCCAACAGCAUGGGUAAGGGCUACUACCUCAAAGGGAAAAUUGGCAAAGUGCCCGUGAGGUUCCUGGUGGACUCCGGGGCCCAGGUCUCCGUGGUCCACCCCAGCUUGUGGGAGGAGGUCACCGAUGGCGACUUGGAUACGCUGCGGCCCUUUGAAAAUGUGGUGAAAGUGGCCAACGGGGCCGAAAUGAAGAUCUUGGGCGUCUGGGAUACAGCAGUGUCCCUGGGCAAGCUGAAGCUGAAGGCAGCCUUCCUAGUGGCCAACGCGAGUGCAGAGGAAGCAAUCAUUGGCACCGACGUGCUCCAGGACCACAACGCCGUCCUGGACUUCGAGCACCGCACAUGCACACUUAAAGGGAAGAAGUUCCGCCUUCUGCCAGUGGGAGGGUCCCUGGAAGAUGAGUUCGACCUGGAGCUCAUAGAGGAGGAGCCCUCCUCAGAGGAGCGGGGGCAGCAGCUCUCUUGUUGA